Molecule: messenger RNA, 1200 nt
Organism: Penaeus vannamei (Pacific white shrimp)
Lineage: Eukaryota; Metazoa; Arthropoda; Malacostraca; Decapoda; Penaeidae
Source: RefSeq, a predicted model, not a curated record
AUGACCAAUUCAAAAUUUGAUUUUGAUAUUGCAAUUGGUUAUGCUGUAUACUGUAUACUGUUUGCAAGAGGUUGUAGUCCAUAUCCAAUGGAAUGCAUCCUGGCUAAAGCUUCAGGGACCCAUUAUGUUUGUGUGCGUACUAUGUACCAAAAUAUAAAAAUCUUGCUCAACCCAGUUAGCGAAAGUUACAAAAACUUGUACAAGUUCAAUGUGUGCAGCCCUGAAAGUAAAGAAUGCAUGAUACACAGGCUUUUCCCAGUGGACCACAACUGGCUGUUCAAAUCUUAUUCCAAGAAAAGAAACUGUUCCAAACUAGGUGGAACUUGUGGAAGCACAACUGAAGACUUGGACAAAAUAUUCUUUUGUUGCCAAAUCUCAAUUCCAAUAUCUAGAUUCCCAUUAAGAAUAUCAUAUUGCCUUUUGAGCAAUGGCACAAAUCACUAUAUUGCUAUUGUUUCAAAAGUUCAGGAGCUUAUUUUGCAGGACUUGAAAACCUUAAAACAUAAGAAUAUUUUUCUAAGGGCUGAAGUGAAUCUGUACAACCCGCCGCAGCGACUGGUGGUGCUGACGGCGGACGGGUCGGAGGCGCAGCGCGUCGUGGGGCCGUUCCUCGAGGGCGACUCCUUCGUCUUAUGUCCGGGCCUCGGGGGUGCGCCGCCACCGAGCGUCACGUGGUGGGAGGGCGACCUCCUCCUUGACCCAACGUCCGAGGUAGAGGCGCUGGACGAGGUCACCAACACGCUGCAGCUGGAGGCGCUGAGUCGGCGCGACCUCCUGCGCUCGCUCACGUGUCGCGCUGCCAACUCCAACCUGACGGAGCCGCUAACGGCGACCGUUACCAUCAACAUGAAGCUUGCGCCGCUGUGGGUGAGGAUCCUCAACACGCGGAGUUCCUUGAGCGCCGGGAGGCCCUACGACAUCAUCUGCAGGAGUGCGGGCGCGCGGCCCCCCGCCGAGAUCACGUGGAGACUCGACCGCUCGAAGAUUACGUCGCACAUAGCAAAGCUCAAGCACGGGGACAACAUGACGACGAGCGAGCUGCGUUGGACGCCGAGCGUGCACGACGGGGGGCGGGUGCUCUCCUGCCACGCCGAUUCGCCCAACGUCCAGCACCCGCCCCUCGUCGACGAAUGGCUCCUCGACGUCUUCUGUGAGUGUCUUUCGAGCUCUGUGUUGCUUGUGGGGUGCUUGCUGUCUUGA